Mycetomoellerius zeteki is the source of this 3065-nucleotide messenger RNA. RefSeq names its product Smad/Smad4 homolog Medea (gene Med). NCBI's taxonomy places the organism in Eukaryota, Metazoa, Arthropoda, Insecta, Hymenoptera, Formicidae. Gene Ontology annotation, molecular function: RNA polymerase II cis-regulatory region sequence-specific DNA binding; DNA-binding transcription factor activity, RNA polymerase II-specific; I-SMAD binding. Gene Ontology annotation, biological process: SMAD protein signal transduction; anatomical structure morphogenesis; BMP signaling pathway. Gene Ontology annotation, cellular component: heteromeric SMAD protein complex. The record is from RefSeq and is a predicted model, not a curated record.
UUGCGCCGCGUCACGCCGUGCCGCGAAUCCGCUCGUCGACGACGACGACGACGACGACGACGACGACGACGACGCUCGGCCACCGACGUCGCAACGAGCGUCUCCCCACGCGCUGCUGUCAUCGCGCGUCGCCCGUCGCCGCCGCCGUCAACGUUCGUUUCGGAGUGUGAGCGCGAAAAACGGUCCCGUGGAUAAUCGUCUUUCGUGCAUGCUGCCCGCACGCGUCAUCCUGACCUCUCGUCGACCGCUACGUGCUCGAUCCGGCCUUGUCCCGGACAAAAGCAACUGUUAUGAUACAUGGUUUAUGGACACGAAUUACUAGAUGGUAGAAUGUGAAAGAUUGGACUGUACCAAGUCCAAAGGAAAAACCAGUGAUUUGUGGGAAGGAACGCGACAUUGUCCACCACGGCUUUCACCGAGAUGGUUGGAUUGGCGGGCGGGGGAAGUCAUUUGUAUCCCUCGCCCCCCAUGCAACCAAAUCCAGAGUUGAGAGAGAUGACUGGGAUAGCGCCUAGUGCUCCAACCAGUGCAGAUGCUUGCUUAAGCAUUGUGCACUCGUUGAUGUGUCAUCGUCAAGGUGGUGAAAGCGAAGGCUUCAGCAAACGAGCAAUUGAAUCUCUUGUGAAGAAACUCAAAGAGAAACGUGACGAAUUAGAUAGUUUGAUCACUGCGAUAACUACUAAUGGCGCACAUCCAAGCAAAUGUGUCACCAUCCAAAGAACUUUGGAUGGUAGAUUGCAAGUAGCAGGACGGAAAGGUUUUCCUCAUGUGAUUUACGCUCGCAUUUGGAGAUGGCCAGAUUUACACAAAAACGAACUGAAACAUGUGAAAUACUGUCAGUUUGCUUUUGACUUGAAAUGUGAUUCCGUAUGCGUGAAUCCCUACCAUUAUGAGCGAGUGGUAUCUCCGGGCAUAGACCUAUCCGGCCUAACAUUACAAUCCGGUGUGGGUGUUGGUCCCGGUGGAAGACUGGUUAAGGACGAGUAUACAGUCGGCGGCGGCGGCACGGCUGCAGCCGCUGCCGCAGUCGGAUCCGCGAUGGACGUGGACGGUGAGAUGAAUCAGACGAUUCAGCAUCAUCCACCGACUCAGUCAACCGCCUCGAACAAUGCACAACAAGCUCAGCAGAGCUUUAUACCGGGUUUACCACCGCCCAACUCAACCAGUACUGAGGGUAUGUUUAGCGCCGGUGGGGGCGGCAAUAAUGGUAAUCCCCAUGCUAAACUGGACGACAAUAAUUGCCCCAGACAAACCUGGAUACCCACGCCUCAUCACUCGGCAAGCCGUAACAUGCAUCAUCCAGUAGUACAUCCAAUGAGUCACACCGUAGGUAGCCAGCAACAGUCGCUGAAUGCAGCGUCGAGCGGAACGUCUGGUGCGCAGAUUCUGAGUCCUGCGCAAGGACAAUCGACUGCUGACACAUUCUACAAUACUACUACACCUCCUCAGGAUAUCAACCAAUCCCCAACAGUUGACGCGUUAGCGGCUUCUCUGGGUGAAGGGCAGAGUUCUCCUGUGUCGCCUGUUCAUCUUCACCAUCCAAACGGCUUUCCCGUGGGUACAGCCCCGUACAAUUCCGGUGCACCACAAUGGACUGGUGCCAAUACUCUCACAUAUACUCAAAGCAUGCAACCACCAGAUCCUCGACAUCUUCAUACUACAUCAUAUUGGGGAGGUCAUGGAAAUGACGUUAGUGGAAACAUUGGAGGAUUGCUCUCUACGCAACCAGCACCAGAAUAUUGGUGUUCCGUUGGUUACUUCGAAUUGGACAUCCAAGUCGGAGAAACGUUCAAAGUCAGCAGUGGUUGUCCCACGGUCACCGUGGAUGGCUAUGUAGAUCCUAGUGGCGGAAACAGAUUCUGCUUAGGUGCCUUGAGCAACGUGCACAGAACAGAACAGAGCGAACGGGCACGUCUUCAUAUAGGAAAAGGCGUUGUAUUGGAUUUGAGGGGUGAAGGUGAUGUUUGGCUGAGAUGCCAGAGCGAACACAGCGUCUUUGUACAGUCUUACUACUUGGAUAGAGAGGCAGGCCGGGCACCUGGUGACGCAGUACACAAAAUCUAUCCCUCGGCGUACAUUAAAGUCUUCGAUUUAAGGCAGUGCCACAAACAGAUGCGAGGCCAAGCCGCCACCGCUCAAGCCGCCGCAGCAGCGCAAGCUGCAGCUGUCGCAGGCCAUCUCACACACGGAGCGCCUAUCACCAAAAGUCUCAGCGCGGCUGCAGGGAUUGGAGUCGACGAUUUACGAAGACUUUGUAUCUUGCGUUUAAGUUUUGUUAAGGGUUGGGGUCCAGAUUAUCCGCGACAAAGUAUAAAAGAAACGCCAUGCUGGAUUGAGGUGCAUUUACACAGAGCGCUUCAAUUGCUGGAUGAAGUGUUGCAUACAAUGCCCAUCGAUGGACCACGAGCAAUCGAAUAAUUUCAUCGAUUCGAGUUAUGAGAGACGUAAAAAGAGCAUCACUAUGUUGUUGCUAAAGUCGAGUGUAACAUACGUUUGAACAAUCAUACAAGUAAUUUUGGCUUGGGAACGCGAGUGGACACACCGGAUGGACCAAAUUCAUCAGACGUAUGAUCAAACGAUUAAAACGCGAAAUUUGGCUGGGGAGCUCGGGGAAGAGAUCUUGCGGAAGCUAUUUAUAUAUUUAACGACUCGUGAUAUAAUAACCUGUGUAGGACAGGGGUUCCCAAACUCUCCGACGUCCAUGUUACAGAUGGUCCGUAGAUAAAAUAUUUGUAUAUUCUAAAAUUCUAUACAUUUUGCAUGUGCAUAUUUUUUUUUUAUCAUAGAGUGUACAUAAUGUAACUCGUCUCUAUUUUUUUAUUUGCAAAUAAUUUUUGUUAGACAAUCGAAGAGAAGAAGGGAAAGACUAAUAUGCGCGCGCGUUAGUUAUCACAUAUAAUACAUAAAUGAUUUAGUAUUAAAUCGAAAUUUACAUGUCAAAUUCUAAUUGGAGGCCCCUUUAAUUAUUUUUGCAUUAUUAUGUCCCAGAAUUUUUUGUAGAUAACUGAGAAAAAUAUCGACGGAAAUUAUUAAACCAGAAACUGUUUAUUAAUUUUUUUAUAUAC